UUAUUGAUCGAGUAUUGCCAUUGAGGCGGGUAUUUGUCUGAAACAUUUUAGUUUUCCAAACUUCCGUGAGAAGUGAAUUAAAUUUAGAAACACACGGCACGCGAAGGAUAUUUGACGUGAUUGAAAAAGACAAGACGUGAUCCAGUCAUGCGUUGAAUGUUUCUUGUUUCGUCGUUGCACAAACUCUGCACAAGAAUACAAUGUUAUUGUCGUCUUAAACGAUGUACAACGGAGAAGAUAUUAUUCACACGACUGAAAGUGCAAAUCUCUCGGUCGCCACAGGAUGGUUGAUUCUGUCCAUUGCUCUCGGCUCAAUCCUGACCUUCACGUUUUUUGCUGCGAUAUCAACAUCAUUUUACUGCUGUCAAAAACCCAGCAAGAAUGAUGACAAAGAAACGAAGAACCUUAUUAAUCAAGGUAAUCCUGCUCAAAAGCUCUUCUUCCCAAAUGUACCUACAAGCGUCUAUCCGACCACACAGUCCAUUUUACAACAAGAAGAGAAUGAAGUCAUCGACUCACUAACCCCAGCAUAUCGAGAAUUACCGAGCACCCAUUUUACUUACAUAAGUAGUUUUAACGGGAGCAUAACCACUGAUCAAACCAGCUCAUUUGGAAACCAACAAACCACGGUAUAUCCAAAUAGCACUCAAAAUUCAAUCCUUCCUCACACUUCAUCAGAUCAACUAAGUGCACACUCUGCUGAAUCUUCAGAGCAACUCCAAAGAAAGCACAGACAAAAAAAUGGAUUUUCAAGCAAAAUUAACCAUAUCGAUGAUAGCAGUCUAUUUAUCCAUACGACUAGUUCACCUGAUGACCCUACAACGCUGCAGGUUCCCUCACCAUCCCAACAUCACACUACCAACGACAGUAGCCUAUCCAUACAUAUCACCAAUGCAUCUGUAGAUCCCCAAAUGUGCAUCACGUCAGCAACAAGCGGGAUAAUUACUGAGGAAGAUCUAGGAGUAGAAGCCGCAAAUGAAAACCCAGGACAUAUUCUUGAGCCUGCCAUGAACAGGCCGGCAAGUAAUGACCAGCAGUUAAGUGAAUCUGCGAUGAACGAUGUUCAGUUGAAUAAGCCUGCAACAAAUGAUCAGCGGUUAUGUGCAGACGUUAUCGAGAAUACUCCAUGUAAUAUUUCAUGUGAUCAAGUAACCAGCCAUACUGAAUGUAUUGCUAAUGAUAGUCAUCGAGGUGCGAGUAGUUUUGGAGGGCUCGAGUUAAGUCCAAAAACAAGGGCAUUUUCACCCGAUUAUUACGCAUUGACGUUCAGAAGAGAAGGAUCAGGGCUCUCGGACAUCAGUUGUAGUUCUGGACGAGGUGCCAGCGCAUUUGCAAACAAUGGUAAGCGACGAAAACCAAUAAUUGUGAGCCCAGAUUGUGUGACUGAGGUGAGAGGGGCAAGUGCGUUUGAAAAAACCUCGGAGAUUCAAGCAUCUCAACCGGAAACUUCUCAUCCCACGGACGAAACAAAUACUCCUUCAGACAUAAAUUCUACCAAGGAGUUUAUAUUAACAUCAUAUAAUGCAGCAAAAUCUGAGGAUAUAUCUAAACACAGUUCUAGUGUUAGUACACUGAUCGCAAACUCUGCUCAUUCUGAAGUUAGACAUUCAAGCUCUCCAAAACAGGAACCUGAGAGAAAGUCUGUUUAUGAAAACAUCCUCUUCGAACAAGAGACACGAAGAAACUCUCAAACAUCAAGAUCAGUUAACAACAAGGAAAACGAAAGAAAUUCCUCAAUAUUGAUCCUCAGAAAUGUCGAAAGUGCAAGUGGGGAAAAAGGUAUUCCUGAAGAACAAAAUAAACAAUGUAAUAUAACAUCCUCUUCCGGGACCACCAUAGCUAAGGACAAAGAGCCAAGUUCUCGUUUUACUCAGACUCCCUCUAAAGCCAGAAUUGAUACAAACAGAUACAAACCAAACGAGUUCAAUUCAGAGCUAAACAGUUGUGAAAGAAUGCAACACAGAAGAUCUAUUACUCUGACUAACAACCACCAAAGUAUAACAUCAAAUUUCUACCGACCGAGAACUUAUGAAAGAUCAAAAACACAGCAAAAAAGUUCAAGUGAUUAUUCUGCACCAAUCAAAAUACCUCAAAAUGUAUCAGCUCAUACCAGUGAUCCAAUAAAAGGGGGAAAACGCGGUUUACUCAAUUUAAAUGGUAGUCACCAGUCCUUGCGCGGAGCAAGCCAGCUCGGUUGUUAUGGAGACGAGGUUGAUGGCGUUUGCUCUGACAGCGAUGCAUGUUGGGACAGUGUUAGUUUGAGUUUUGCUUAUGAAUCGGCAAGUGACGAGGAUGUCGCUUCUCAUUGUGCAUUUAAAUAAAACUAAACAAUUAUUGGCACGAUUGACUUUUCAGAGCUAAACUUAUUCUUAUACCGCCCGUAAUUCAAUGUCAAAACUCACAUCCAAAAGAUGAAAUACAUUUUUU
Dendronephthya gigantea is the source of this 2427-nucleotide messenger RNA. RefSeq lists its product as uncharacterized. Bases 222 to 2321 code for a protein of 699 amino acids. The record is from RefSeq and is a predicted model, not a curated record. The transcript has 3 exons. Lineage: Eukaryota; Metazoa; Cnidaria; Anthozoa; Malacalcyonacea; Nephtheidae.